GCUGAAGAAAGCGUCGGCCGUGUACUCAAGGCAACCGGGGAAACUUGAGGAGAAAGAGAAGAGAAGGGGGUGGGCGUAAAGGCGCCGCAAGUUCUGGGCACUCUUUGGCGAGAGCAGUUCUGCCCCUCUGCGGAGUAAGGGCUCUGCUUGCUGUAAAAUAGACUCCCAUGAUGCUACAUCUGUCUCUGAAGAUGCUCAUCUCCUUGCUCCUCUUUCUAACAGGAUUUCCAGAAAUCAGCUCCCUGGAGAUCUCUCCCAGUGACAAUGAAGUUAUCCUCAGUCUCUACAGUGAUUUUUCCCUGACCUGCUCAGGGCAGAAUGAAGUUUUCUGGAGAAAGGAUGGCAAAAUCCCUUUAGACAGCAUGCUGGAGAAAAGGGGCAGCACUUUUGUUAACACGCUGACACUCAGGAAUGUAACUGGCUCCAACACGGGCGAGUAUUCCUGUACCUCCGAUCAAUCCCCAGAAGAAAAAGCCAUCUACAUUUUCGUACCAGACCCCUCGCUGCCAUUUCUACCAAACACUCAAGAAGACUCAUUCAUUUUCAUCACGGGCUAUGGUGAGAGCAUUAUCCCAUGCCGUGUGACAAACCCCAACACUACAGUGACUCUUUAUGAAAAAAGGGUUAAUGACCCAGUUCCUGGCACUUACGACACACAACUAGGCUUCAAGGGGCACUUUGAUGACAUGACCUACAUCUGCAGGGCAACACUAGGAGAUCAGGAGUUUGACUCUGCACCGUACUACAUCUACAUCAUCCAAGUUUCUUCCUCUCCUACCUCCCACUUCAACAUUACUAUCAGUGCGGUGCAAACUGUUGUGAAGCGAGGUGAAAACAUAACUGUGACGUGUGCAGUGAGAGGCAUUGAGUUGAUCAGUUACGCCUGGCAUUAUCCUGCCGAGAAGGUUGGGAAGAAAGUACAACCACUGGCAGAUAUCCCACCAGGUGCCCGUCACUACACUAGUUCCAUCCUAACCAUCCACAACGCAGGCCUGGAGGAUGAAGGGCUGUACACCUGUGAGGCCACUGACACCUACCAUGGGCAAAAAGAAACACAAGACAUCUCCAUCAGAGUGAUCAAGCAUGGCUUUGUGACCUUCCACACUGCUUUCAAUGAGACCAUGUUUGCUGAACUGCACAAAAGCCACACCUUCCAUGUGCGGAUUGAGGCCUAUCCAAGUCCAACCAUCAUCUGGCUUAAGGACGGUCAGCCCCUGACUUCAGAGAGCAACAGUGAAUUUGCCAUCAGCAGCAAAAAUUCCUCCGAAACCAGGUAUCAAACUACUUUAUCCCUUGUAAGGGUGAAACAGAGUGAGGGAGGUUUAUAUACUGUGCAAGCAUUCCAUGAUGAUGACUCCAAGGAGCUCUCCUUUUACUUACAGAUUAAUGUCCGAGCUAAGGUGACUGAUCUGAGAGAAAACAGCAACACCACCAGUGGGGAGCAAACAGUGACGUGCAUCACCGAAGGAAUGCCCCAGCCGGAGGUUGCCUGGUACAUCUGUGAUGAUGCCAAAUGGUGUGACAAGGAAGCCAACAGGCUCCUGGGGAACACCUCCUCUGGAGAGAUGAAUCUGCAAAUGAAUGCCACGUAUCAAGAUGACCUGAAGAUUUACAUUGUGACAAGCAAGCUGCACCUCCAUGGAGUAAACGAGCCGGUCUUCCUAAGCUGUGCCACUCAAAAUCUCUUGGGUACAGAUUCUCAGAGCAUCACCCUAGUCCCACACCAUUUGCCCUUUAAAGUGAUCAUCAUCUCAAUUAUCUUGGGCUUACUGGUGCUUAUGUGUCUUUUCCUGGUGAUCCUCUUUGUGUUGUGGCGAAAGAAGCCUCGCUAUGAGAUCCGCUGGAAGGUGAUUGAGUCGGUCAGCUCUGAUGGACAUGAAUAUAUCUAUGUGGAUCCCAUGCAGCUUCCUUAUGACUCCAGCUGGGAAGUUCCAAGGGACAAGCUUGUGCUAGGGCGCACACUGGGCUCUGGAGCCUUUGGGCGUGUGGUGGAAGCAAUAGCCCACAGUCUGAGCCACUCACAAUCCACCAUGAGAGUUGCUGUGAAAAUGCUCAAAUCUACUGCCCGAAGCAGUGAGAAGCAGGCGCUAAUGUCAGAACUGAAGAUCAUGAGCCACCUGGGGCCUCAUCUGAACAUUGUCAACUUGCUGGGAGCCUGCACCAAAGGAGGCCCUAUCUACAUCAUAACAGAAUACUGUCGGUACGGAGACUUGGUGGACUACCUGCACAGGAGCAAACACACUUUCCUGCAGGGCUGCAGUGAGAAAGCCAAGCAGGAAUCUGAGGUGUAUGGAAAUACUCCCAGUGAAGACCGGGUGAAGAGCCAUACUUCCUUAUCUGUGGAAAGUGAUGGGGGCUACAUGGAUAUGAGUAAGGAUGAAUCAUUGGAUUAUGUGCCUAUGUCAGACAUGAAGGGUGAAAUCAAGUAUGUGGACAUUGAUUCCUCCAAUUAUGGUACUCCUUAUGAGCUGGACAGCUAUUCACCAUCAGCGUCUGAGAAGGUGACAUUGAUAAAUGAGUCUCCUCUCCUCAGCUAUGCAGAUCUUGUUGGAGUUAGUUUCCAAGUAGCCAAUGGAAUGGCGUUCCUGGCUUCCAAAAACUGUGUGCACCGAGACCUGGCUGCGAGAAAUGUGCUGAUCUGCGAGGGGAAGCUGGUGAAGAUCUGUGACUUUGGCCUAGCUAGAGACAUCAUGCGGGAUUCCAAUUACAUCUCCAAAGGCAACACCUUCUUGCCUUUGAAAUGGAUGGCCCCGGAGAGCAUCUUCAACAACCUCUACACCACCUUGAGUGAUGUGUGGUCCUUUGGGAUCCUUCUCUGGGAAAUAUUCACGCUCGGUGGGACUCCAUAUCCUGAACUGCCAAUGAAUGAGCAAUUCUACAAUGCCAUUAAACGUGGCUAUCGGAUGUCGAAGCCGACCCACGCAUCUAACGAGAUCUACGAAAUCAUGCAAAAAUGCUGGGAAGAGAAAUUUGAGAUCCGACCUUCUUUCUCUCAGCUGGUGGUACUCAUGGGGAACCUUCUGGAAGACACCUAUAAGAAGAAGUAUCAACAGGUCAAUGAGGAAUUCUUGAAAAGCGAUCACCCUGCUGUUGUCCGCACAAGGCCCAGGAACGCAGGACUCUACAACUCCAGGUCCACUGCAGAUGAUAAUGCCAGUUCAAGCUCUGUCCUCUAUACAGCUGUGGAGCAGAAUGGACUGGACAAUGAUUACAUCAUUCCUUUGCCUGACCUUAAACCAGAAGGCGCCAAUGACAACCUUCAGGAUGCCUCCAGCAGUCGGGCAAGUUCUACAUUGAAUGAAGCAAACACUUCAUCUACCAUAUCCUGUGACAGCCCACUAUCCGCUCAGCAAGAAGAAGAGCAAGAAGCACCAGAACUAAAACCAGACUGCUAGGGUUCCUAGAGCUCUCUCUCUGUGUGUGUGUGGGGGGAACAUGCAGGCACAUGUGGUGGUGCUGGGGGUUUCCAACCAAAAGCUAGUACAUCCCUCUCCUUCAGCCCUAUAGUGCAGUUGAAGCUUGCCUUUCCUUCCUCUUCAACUCAAAGCAGAAGCCAGGAAUUGUAACAUGGAAGAGACUUCCCUGUGUCCGAUAGUACAUCUGUAACUUCCAGUAAGAUUGCAGACUAAAUCAAUCCACACUUCUUAAUUGGGACUGUUUUCAUUCCAUCACUGAAUGCAGAUGUCAUUCUCCAUUCAUGUUCCCCUCUGAUAACUUAGAAUGUCAUGAGACUGAGUGUGGAAUCUCACCUUUCACUUAACAGCUACACUGCCUUAUUGCAGGAGAGGGAGAAAUUUAUGGGUAAAAAUAGUCUCUUCUCCCCACUGUAAAACAUGCCUGCAUUGUAUCAGGCAAAAGACAAACUCUCCAGGGCUUCCAUUGGGGAGUACCAUGACCUUUUCCCACUUUGUAUCUUUGCAAGUUUAUUUUUGAGGCCAAUAGCUGUUCAUGAUCAAAUCACACCUUUCAACACCUGUCCUGAAAGUGUGGAUGGGUGGUGUAUGGAUGGACAGACAGAGCCUGGGCAUUUCAUAAAAGCUGACUAAUGAGACACAGAGAAGUGACCUGCUCACAAGUUCAGCCAAUUUUCAAACACUGAAUAGAUUGUCUAUUCAGAGCAGUGUUAUGAUGAUGACCAACAGAAGCGCAAGCCCGGGCAUUUGAGUUGGAGUCUGCUCUUACUUUCCUGGGUUCUCCAGUGCUUUUGCUGUAGGGCCAGCACUACAAGAAUGAUGGUACAAUAUUGAAAGUCCCAUGGAUUAAAGGUACUCAGAGAUAUCAAGCACCUGCACUUGUCUAAGCUAGACCUAAGAGGCAUCUUUAUUGGACGAGGGCAUAUGGAGCAAAUGGAGACUGACAGUAGAAUGACUCUACUGUACCAACAGCAGGACAUUCCAUUGGCAGGUGUCUCUGGGGCAGGGUCAUUAGGGGUGGGGCUUGCAUGUCAGCCGCUUCCCCCUCCCCAGUUUAGCCCUCCCAUGUGGCAGGUGAACACCUGCAUGAAGCUCUAAUGCUAUGUGAAACCUGUGACUACAUUUCAUGCAUCUGUAUUGAUUUUAAAAAAACCAAAAUGGUUGCUACAUGGGUGGGACUAUGGGGAGGAGGUUAACUCUUCCCUGUCUUCCACCCAGUCCUGAUGAAAACUGUUCACCCCCACAACAACAUUGGGUUUUUCAAUCCAUGUACUGAUCCACCCCUUUUUUUUUAAUUAGACAUCUCCACCUACCACCACCCCUCCACCACUCCCAAUACUGUAUUUGCUCUUUCUUUCUUUCUUUUUUGAACCAUUGCCAGUAUUUGUUUAUUCAUUUAGAUUAAGAAUAAUAAUAGAGGCCAGGAAUGUUUUCAAAAGAACAUUCUGUUUAAAAGGAGCACUGUUACUGUGGUCAGAAAAGAUCUCCUGUAAAUCAUGGUCAGUGCAGGGUUGAUCUCUUUCCAGUCUAUAAGACACCACCUUUGCAAUCAGCCUUUGAAAUUACACUGUGAAUAGCAAAUGUUUUCCUAGUUAGUCACUCACCUAAUUGGGCUCCUCUUAACGAGCAAUUUAUUGCACGCUCGUGAUUGGCAUGAAGUUUUCUGGUUGAUUUCAUGACGUCAUCAACUGCUAGGACAUCUCCCACUGAAUCCUCUGGAAAUCCCAGGAUAAAAAGAACUGCUUUUACAGUGGCAAUAGCCAGGAAACAGCAGUAUCUUCCACCACUAGGUAGUGCUGUCUCAAUAGAACUCAAUGGAACUGCAUGAAGAGGAAAUACUCAGUUCAUAA
This is a messenger RNA of Elgaria multicarinata webbii, 5263 nucleotides long. It is a transcript of the gene PDGFRB, whose product is annotated as platelet derived growth factor receptor beta. Gene Ontology annotation, cellular component: plasma membrane; signaling receptor complex. Bases 168 to 3395 code for a protein of 1075 amino acids. The transcript is spliced from 24 exons. The record is from RefSeq and is a predicted model, not a curated record. Gene Ontology annotation, molecular function: ATP binding; platelet-derived growth factor beta-receptor activity; platelet-derived growth factor binding. Lineage: Eukaryota; Metazoa; Chordata; Lepidosauria; Squamata; Anguidae. Gene Ontology annotation, biological process: multicellular organism development; protein phosphorylation; cell chemotaxis.